AUGGAGAGAAAAUAUAUCACACACCACAAGGCUUGCAAGGGAGAGAAGCCAUAUCAUUGUUCUGAAUGUGGCAAAACUUUGACACGCAAGACAUCCCUUAUAAUACACCAAAGAGUUCACACUGGAGAGAAGCCAUAUCAGUGUUCUGAAUGUGAUAAAGCUUUUACACUGAAGUCAUAUCUUAAUAGACACCAGAGGAUUCACACUGGACAGAAGCCAUAUCAGUGUUCUGGAUGUGAUAAAGCUUUUACACAGAUGUCAAGUCUUAUCACACACCAGAGGCUUCACACUGGACAAAGGUCAUAUCAGUGUUCUGAAUGUGAUAAAGCUUUUACAGUGAAGUCACAUCUUAUCACACACCAGAGGAGUCACACUGGAGAGAAGUCAUAUCCGUGUUUUAAAUGUGAUAAAGCUUUUACUCAGAAGUCAAGUCUUCUCACACACCAGAGGAGUCACAUUGGAGAGAAGCCAUAUCAAUGUUCUGAAUGUGAUAAAACUUUUACAGUGAAGUCAGAUCUUACCAGACACCAGAGAAUUCACACUGGAGAGAAGUCAUGUCAGAAGUCAAAUCUUAUCAGACACCAGAGGAUUCACACUGGAGAGAAGCCAUAUCAGUGUUCUGAAUGUGAUAAAACUUUUACACAGAAGUCAUAUAUUAUCACACACCAGAGGAUUCACACUGGAGAGAAGCCAUAUCAGUGUUCUGAAUGUGAGAAAGCUUUUACACGGAAGUCAGAUCUUAUCAGACACCAGAGGAGUCACACUGGAGAGAAGCCAUUUUAA
Staurois parvus is the source of this 783-nucleotide messenger RNA. The record is from the annotation of a GenBank genome assembly. NCBI's taxonomy places the organism in Eukaryota, Metazoa, Chordata, Amphibia, Anura, Ranidae.